Molecule: messenger RNA, 1532 nt
Organism: Elaeis guineensis (African oil palm)
Lineage: Eukaryota; Viridiplantae; Streptophyta; Magnoliopsida; Arecales; Arecaceae
Cellular component (GO): membrane
Molecular function (GO): starch binding
Source: RefSeq, a predicted model, not a curated record
GAGAGAGGGGGGAGGCAGGAGGAGGUGCGAUCGGUCAAAAUGGAAGCUGCUCUGAAGAGGCUUGGCCUCUCCAACGACGGCAGGAGUAUGUUCCUUGCGGAUCUUUGCAGCAGCAGGAGAAGAGCUACGAAGACUGCGAGUGCUUUCUCUUCCUCCUCUUUCAACGCCUCCUGGAUCCGAGCGGUCCAACCUCCGAGAAAGCCCGCCUUCAGCCUCUUCAUCUUUGUUGACAGGAAAUCGCUCCUAUGGGCUCCUGUCUCCUCUUCUGCUUCUUCCCUUACCGCAUCCACAGCUGCGCCCGAGGCAGAGGAGGAAACUAGUGAUGGUCAGAUUCAGACCGGAAUUCAUCUGCAGACCGCGCGCGUGAAAUUCCUUCUGCGGAAGGAAUGCCUGUUCGGUGAGCAAUUUCUUCUUGUCGGCGACGAUCCCAUGUUUGGUCUGUGGGACCCGUCCAAGGCCAUUCCUUUGGAAUGGUCUGAUGGCCAUGUCUGGACGGCUCAGCUGGAUGUACCUGUCGGGAAAGCAAUUCAGUUCAAGUUUAUUCGACGAGGCUUGGCAGGGGAGAUCACUUGGCAGCCUGGCCCUGACAGAAUCUUGAAGAUAUGGGAAACUACGGAGACUAUUGUUGUUUCACCGGACUGGGACAAUGUAGAGAAUGAGGAGGAACUGCUAGCCAUUCUGACAGAGGAAUCAAUCGUCAUGGAGGGGAAGCCUGCAGCCGGCGAUAGUAGAGAUGUAACUGCUGAGACCCAUCUGCAGAAGAGUGAUGCUACAGAGAUCCAAGGAUGCUUGACCGACGAGAAUCUCUCAGAAGGCAUGGGUGAUGCGAAGAAACAGAACAGCUACGAAGCGGAUAGAAUUCUGGUCCCUGGCUUGGCGCCUCUUCCUGUUGCAGAGACAGCUUCAGUUUUUCCUAAAGAUGCAAUGACUGGUGGGAUGGUUUCCGAUGCUUUGCUUGCAUUCAAUGAAGCUGAGGUCUGCAACCCAUCGCAGUUAUCUGGGGAGGAAAGGAAACCUGACAUACCCGAAGGAAACCUGCUUGAUGAAGAAUCCUCAAUACUGCCAGAAACCUCUAGUGGUAAUGAUUCUGAAGAAACACAGAGCUAUGGUGGUGAUUUCUCCGAGGAAAAACUUCAUCUAGAAGGAUCAAACUCUCAAUCAACAGCUGGUGUCAUAAGGAACGACAUCCAGUGGGGCAGGAGAACACUGCACCAGCUUCUUCUGAAUCUGGGUUUCAAUAUAAAUCCAACUGAAAGUGCUUGACAUCCAAGCAUAGAUUCAAUUUCAUCUUUCUCCACAUUUCAGGAUGGCUUCGUGCAGGUAAAAACGGGAGCUUUUCAAUCCCGUGCUUUCAUCGCGUACUUCUUUCAGCUGUAUGUUACUUUGUUCAUUUUCCUGUCAUGGCUUGCAGAUUUUUGUAGCAUGCAGCUGACGGUACCAUGUAAUAUGGCUGUGGAUUUGUGUAUGAACUGUUGUAUGGUAGUUCUUGACCUGCAUGUAAUGAUAUUUUUCAUUGCUAUGAGCAAACUUUA